Messenger RNA from Ailuropoda melanoleuca (giant panda), 1273 nucleotides. RefSeq names its product glutamate rich 2 (gene ERICH2). The record is from RefSeq and is a predicted model, not a curated record. Lineage: Eukaryota; Metazoa; Chordata; Mammalia; Carnivora; Ursidae. The transcript has 11 exons. Bases 1 to 1203 code for a protein of 400 amino acids.
AUGGUUGAGGAGAGCCCCGCCCCAGGCUCGGCCCGCCCCGCCCUCCGCAGCGCCCUGGACUUGCACCGCCUCCUCAGGCUUGCCUCCCGGGCCAGCCGGAGGCUCGUCCCGUCCGGCUACUCGCGUCUCGCGCCCUCCCACGCUACCCGGGCGCGUCCCGCCUCCUCCCCCGCCCCUCAGCUACUCUCCCAGCUUGCCCCGCCCCUGCCCAAGCGCUCCUUCCGCCUCUGCACGCCGCUGCUGCCCGGGCUCCAGUCGCUAGCUGUCUCAUCUCCAUGGCGACACUGUGUCUCUGGUUCCCCGCUCCCAACUCCGCGCGAACCGCGAGCUGGGCUGGGCUUCGGUGUCUACCCUCCGGACCCGCGGUGUGAGAGGACCACGAGCGUGUUCGGGCUCCGGAGCUCCGCGGCUGUCGAGGCGGCGCGCGAGAAGGUACCAAAAUAUAAACAGAAUGGCAGAUUGCUAGUGUUUGACCCAAAGGAAAAAGUGAUGAGUGAACCAAAUGAAGCAAAGUCAGAUAAAUGCCUCUUUGGAUGUAGACCAAGAUUGGCAAGCAAACUUUGUACCUUACCAACACAAGUCUCUCUAAAUGUAGCUAGGACAUUCUCAGAAAAGAAGGAAGUCUCUUCAAAAAAUAUUGAAAAUACAGCUUCUUUAAAGAAUACUGAAAAUAGAGUAUCUUCAAAAAGCAUUGAAAAUAAAGAUACAGAAAUGAAUCUACAGUCGAAGCUACGGUCAUCUUCCUUCUUAAAGGAAAGCACAGGUCAAGUGGGCAGAGUCGCAUUCCUUGCAGAGCAGGAGAAAAAUAAUGAACAUUGCCUUCAGGAUAUUGAUGACAAGUUGUCUGAAUCAACAGAUGAUGAUGGUGAAGAUGAUACCAAUGAUGAAGAUAAUGAUGAAGACAGUAGCCCUAAUAAGGAUACUCAUGCCCCAUUAGAGUUAAUGGCAGAAUUCCUGAGAGCAGAAAUGGGACAAGACUACCAUUUGGCAAAAAAAUUAUGUCAGAUGAUUCUAAUCUAUGAACCAGAAAACCCUGAGGCCAAGGAGUUUUUCUCACUUAUUGAAGAAAUGUUGCUGAUGGAGAAAUCUCAAAAUCUCGAGGAAGAUGAUGACGAUAGUGAAGAAGACAGUAGUGGUGAGAGUGAAGGAGAAAGCAGUGAGGAGCUAAGUGAAGAAAGCUCUGAUGAAUGUGAAGAUGGGUGAUGGAAGUUGCUGCUGUGGUUCAGUCUUCAUGUAUUUUCAUUACUGUAUACCAUGGAAAUAUAAAGGACAA